This is a messenger RNA of Nezara viridula (southern green stink bug), 933 nucleotides long. NCBI's taxonomy places the organism in Eukaryota, Metazoa, Arthropoda, Insecta, Hemiptera, Pentatomidae. The record is from the annotation of a GenBank genome assembly.
AUGGGGACCGCUAUACUCAAUACUCACACUAUCUCCUUUGACAAAAACCCCUCCAACACUUUUACCGGAUCAAUUCAAUCCAGGCUGUACACACAGGAUCGUCGGAAGACAUGCAGCAGCUGCAAAUGCCCGCGGGAGUCGCACGACGUCUACCACGAGGAGUGGGUGAAUGUGAGGGAGCGACUGGGCCUGGGCAGCCAGGGGGACCAGGAGAGGAGGGGUGCUGGGAGGGGCUACGCCUGGGUGCCCCCAGGCCUCAACCAAUACAAGGUGGAGCAGUAUUUCAGGUGCCUUCCGUCUGAUAAAGUACCUCGUCUAGGAACUCCAGGUGAGAAAUAUAGAGAAAAACAAUUAAUGAUGCAAUUGCCGAAGCAAGAUCUUGCUCUUGCAUAUUGCCGACAUGUGGAAACUGGACAAGCUUCAAGUUUUGAAGACUUCAUUACUGCUAGGAAUGAAAUAGCUUUGGACAUAGCUUAUGCUAAGGAAUGUAUGAAUAGAGUGACGUGUCCACAUUGUGAGAAAAUGGUGCUGCCAGGGGACGUUGGUAUCCUGGCACCCAAGUUCGGAGAUAAGGCUAUGUGGCACCCAGCCUGCUUCGUCUGCUCGGCCUGCCAGAACCUCCUCGUCGACCUCACUUACUGCUUCUACGAUGAUGUCCUCUAUUGCGAGCGUCACUACGCCGAGCAGUUGAAGCCAAGGUGUUCUGCCUGUGACGAGCAAAAUGAUUUAAUAACUGAAAAAUGUGGUAAUCUGAUGGGGCUAAAGCUGGUGAAUAAAUAUGGUGAAGGACGGGAGGAGUUCUCAGCCAAGAUUUUAAGAUUUUUUGUUUGGUCAUUGGCCCUUAGGGUCUGGCACUGGCAGUGUCAUAGUCAAAAAGACUUGACUGUUAACCUCAGGCAGGAUCACUACAGGAGGAUCACACAGUUUAUUUAA